UGCCGUCGUGAUGUCGUUGCCGUCGUCGCAUCCGUCGUCGUUGUCGUUGUUGUUGUCGCCGCACUCCAUCUAGUUGUUGUUGGUGCAGCAGGCAGUACAGCAACAGCAACAAAAUCACACACCAGCAGAAAGCAGCAACAUCAGGCUUUGAGCGCCAGCAAACAACAAUUAAACAAGCGAAAAUUGCAGCAACAAACAAACGAAAUGAGUUCGCUAAUCGGAAAAUUCAUUUGCGCAUAUGGAAUGCUGCACACAUAGAUAUAUACAUAUAUAGCCCCACAUACAAGCAUAUAUAUAUAGAUAUAUAUAGAUAUAUAAAAUCUAAGUGCAAACCAAUUGUGAUUUAAGCUAAUGACCACAACCGCAAAACAGCUCCAACAACCAACAAGAAAGUAUAAAAAAAAUUUUUCAAGUUUUUUAAGUAUAUGAAAUUCAACCAAAGCCUUGUAAAUAGCCAACAAAAUAACUAAAGAACAAGAACUCUUUCUUAUUAAAAACAAAACAACAACAGCAAAUGAAAUCAAAUUAAUUAACUCAACUAAGGAAAGCCAUAAACAACAAACAACGAACGAAUAGACAACGCCGUUUACACCGCAACCUGAUAGAGAAAUGCAUUGCUAAAUAGCUGGGGCUACUAACUCCCUUUCAACCGAUUGGCCUGCAAUUCGAAACGAUCUCAACGCAAAAAUGGCACUGCAACGCACUGGGCAUCAACAGCAACAAAGGACGAAACUAACUCGACACGGGCUGCAGCAACAACAACAGCAAUUAGAAACAACAACAAAGGCCCGGCAACGAUAUAGAGCGGUGGGAAAAUGAAACAAAAACCAGAAACGAGUUUUCCACUCAAAUUUGCAUUCAGCCAAAGAAAUACAAAGGUAUAAGCAAGGAGGAAGGAACCGACACAAACCAACAAACCAACAAACAAACGCAACACAAUAAGAAAGUCGCCAGUGAAAAGGGGUCACAGGGCAAACACACGCACACAGACACACACAAAAAUACAACACAGGAGCAGACCGCAACACAAAUACAAGCAUAAGGAGCGCAUAAAACACAAAACACAUUCAACACACGGACACAGAAGGACGAAGAGUGCAUUGUGAACAAUUUUCAACGAAUUUCCAAAAGUCUACAAAGUAAAAUAACUAACAAGCGUUCAUUACGAAUAACAAAGGAAACCAUAAUAUUUGAAAUUUGCUCUGUGAUUUUCUAUCGGAAAUGGUUUAGUAAUCCAAAUAAUAAUAAUACUAAUAAUAAUACUAUUUAAUAACAACGUAUUUAUAAAUACUGCAAAACUGCAUUCCAAACCAUAGAAAAGUUUAUCAAAUCCCCCAAGAAAAGCUUUAAACUCAAUCGAAAACGUAAAUCAACAAUUUCUAUAAAUAUUAUCAAGCAAAGUUACACUGCGACUAAUUAGACCAGCUAACGCUACUCGAAAACAUAAUUCGACCACAACCACAAUUCCACCAAAGGACAUCGCCACACCGGAGCCAUGGACGAAAUGCCCGACCUGUCGCACCUCACGCCUCACGAGCGGAUGCAGAUCGAGAAUGUCCUUAUGCGACAGAAGCAGGAGGAGGAGAAGCAGAACGAGAUCAUGCGGCGCAAACAGGACGAGGUGGUGACGCUGGAAAUGCAAAUCAGACAGCGAUCCGAGCAGCAGAAGAAGGCCGGCGUCGAGCUGGAUGCCACCUGUCACAUAUGCCUUAAGACCAAGUUCGCCGAUGGAGUGGGCCACAUCUGCCACUACUGCAACAUACGCUGCUGCGCCCGCUGCGGCGGCAAGGUGACGCUGCGCAGCAACAAGGUCAUUUGGGUGUGCAUACUGUGUCGCAAGAAGCAGGAGCUGCUCUCCAAGACUGGCCAGUGGAUCAACAAGACGGCGGCACAACAAGAUGGUUUCAUCCGACGCAUCGAGCCGGAUGGGAGCAGCGACAUCUCGCAGCAUCCCAUCGUGGAUCCGCAUGACGCCACGGACAAGCGGCCCAAGCUGGAGAGGACGCGGAGUGCCGCCGAGAAGGAGAACCUACCGAUGCAGCGGGCGGGCAGUAUGCUGAGGCGUCAGUACUCGCAGCAGGAGCAGCCCACGAAUCGUCGCCUCUCCGCGUCUGACAGCGGAAUGGAUCCCGUGAUGAGUCCUGGCCAGCAGAUGCAGCACCAUCAGCAGCAGCAGCGAGCUCGCAUGCAGCCGAUGAAUCCGCAGCAGGGGCAGCAGGGAUACGGCAUGCAGCAGCAGCAACAACCCAGAUCAGGUGGCGCCUAUCCCGAUGAUGACCCCAGAUACUAUCAGGGUGAACUCGAUGGCCUGAUGAGGCAGCAUCCCCACUUGGCGCAUCCCAGUCAGGUGCAGCCGCAGCAUCCGCCGCAGUCGCACUCGCAACAGCAGCAAUCUCAGCACCAGCAGCAACAUCUUAUGCCGCAGCAACAUCGCCCAUCGCCGCAGCAACAUUCCCAGCAGCAGCAGCAACACUCGCAGCAAUUCGCGGCCAGGCAGCAGCAGCAACAGCAUCAGCAGCAGGUGCAGCAGCAAUCGUACCACGCGCAGAUCCACCAGCAGCCACAGCAACAUCCGCAUACCCACUCGCAACAGCAGCAGCAGCAACAUCAGCAGAUGCAGCAGCAGCAUGGCCAGCCAGUGCCGCAGAUGGGCGGCUACCAGAAGCCGCCACCUCUGACCCGCAACCUUACCAUCAGCGGUGGUCAUGCGAUGGACUCCAGUGCCUACAGCCAGCAACAGCAGCAGCAGCAGAGGCGAGCUCUUGCAGGAUCCCAGUACGCCUCGCAGCAACAAAGGUCCUUCAGCAGCUCCGAGGAGGAGUUUCAGCACCAGCUGUUGGCCGCCCAGGGCGCGGUGACGGUGACCGCGGGAUCGGACUAUGACGGCGGGCGCCUCCAGGUGCGCACCUCAUUGGAUCCGUGGCGCCAGCAGCGCAGCCUCAACGAACGGGAUCUGCUCAGCAGCGGCAGUGGUGGUGGUGGCGUCGGUGGUGCUGACUUCCGCCACCUGUCGCACGCCACCCAGCGGCUGUACGCCUCCGCCGAUCAGCGGGAUCGCUACGAGCUGCAACUGCAGCACCGCGAGCGCCUGGAGCAGUAUCCUUUCACGCGCACCGCUCGCCUGAACGUCCAGCAGCGCAACUCGCUGAACCGCAGCAACCACGAGCGGCAGUUCUCCGGCGGCGGAGCAGGCGUAGGGCCAGGAGGAGCGGGUGGUGGUGGUGCUGCUGGCGCCUACCGACGUGCCCCGCCCUUGGCAGCCGCCGGCGGCGGUGGCAGCAGCAGCAGCAGCACCACUAGCAGCAGCUACUAUCCCCAAUCGAAGCCACAGAUUGUGAUUGGUCCGGGAUCGGGCUACGAUCGGGGAUCGGGAUCCAUGGCUUCCAUGGCAUCGGCAGCGGCGGCAACAGCGGCGGAUGCCCAGGGUCAGGCGGCGCGGAAUAGCCAGCGUGGUGGUCUGCUGGGCGCCACGAGAGGCGGCGGUGGUAGCAGUUCCGUCAGUUCCACGGAGGCUGCCUACUGGGACGAACCGGCCACCAGUUCCUCCUCGUCGGCCGCCCAAGAUUCGCGGCGUUUCACCGAGCGUAGAAUAAAGAAGACGGUGCGUUUCGAUGCCCACGACGAAGAGGCCUCCAUAUUGGCCAGCAGUUCACUGCCCCCAGUCACGGCAAUCCUGCCCUCCACGGCUGUGGAUGUGGGUGCAGCCACCAUAUUGAGCAGUGGAAAGAGCCUGGAUGCCGGCGGAGUUGGUGGAGCUGACUGGUCGCGAUGGGAGGCCGAGCGACAGGGUAGCCAGGACUCGGCCACCAAGGACUCGGGCAUCGAUACCAGCAGCACGUUCACCAGCAGCGAGGACUCGAAUCGAGGAGAUGGGCCCAAGAAUCCGGUGAAUUGGCAAACAUCCGCGGACAAUACUCGCCUGAUCGGGCACAUGAUAUUGCGUAAAUACUAUGAUGGGGAGGAUAUAUUAGGCUUAAAGGUCAACGGCGGUCAGCCCCUUGCAACGGGUGGAUCGGGAUCGGGAGCGGGAACGGGAGCAGCGGUAGGAGCUGGAGGUCCAUGCGGGGCCAUUGUGGAGAAGGUGAAGCGCGGAUCGGUGGCCGAUCUCGAGGGAAGGAUUCGACCAGGCGACGAGAUCCUCGAGUGGAAUGGCCGCGGUCUGCACAACAAGAGUGCCGACGAGGUCUACGACAUCAUCGACGAGAGUCGCCUGGACGCCCAGGUGGAACUGAUCGUCAGCCGGCCGAUCGGCAGCGGCGGCGGCAGUGGCGGCAGCAGCACCAACGUCAGUCCCAUCAGCGGAGCCUCCGGCGGAUCCGCCAACAGUGUGCCCGCUCGCCGCUCCUCGGCCAACUUCCCGCACAGCGGGUUGGCGAACAGCAUGGCCGGCAGUGCGGUGGUCAGCAGCGGGGGAAGAUAUCGGCAGCGCAAAGCUCCCGCGGUCGAGGCCAUUGAAAUCCAUCGGGACAAGCCGAGCGUGCUAAUCACCUCGCCCGGCUCGCCGGACAUCCACACCAGUGUAUCCGGACCGGGAUCGGUAUCAGGAUCAGGACUCCGGCAACGUGGCGGCAUCGGGCAGACACAGCGCCUGGGACCAAGCCACAGUACCCACAGCCACAGCAGCAGCGGGAGUGGCAGCGGCAGCGGUAGCAGCACCAGCAGCGUCCACGCCCCCGCCUCCGCCCACGGCCCCGUCCACGCGUCGGCGUCCGCUUCCGGUUCCGCCCCUGGCGGCCUGCACGGCACAACGACGUCGGGCCACCAUCACCACCCACACCACUACCACCCGCACCAGCAUCCGCUUCCGCAUCCGCACCAGCACCAGGGUCCGCCCGCCGCCCACCUGCAAGGCCACGGGGUGGGCGGUGGCAUCGGCAUGGGCAGCGGCUCCGGCACCACCACACAGCCCAUCCCCAUCGAGGGGCGGCUGCAGCUGAAGCUCGGCUACGACCAGAACACCCUGCAGCUGAUCGUGACCCUGGUCUGCGCCACCGGCCUCUCCCUGCGCCAGAGCGGAGCAGGCCGCAAUCCAUAUGCAAAAGUGUUCCUUCUGCCCGAUCGAAGCCACAAAUCCAAGCGGCGAACAAAGACGGUGGGCACCACCUGCGAGCCCCGAUGGGGCCAGACCUUUGUCUACUCGGGUCUGAGGCGCUGCGACCUCAACGGCCGACUGCUCGAGGUGACGCUGUGGGACUAUGUGCGGUACGGAGCCAACGACUUCAUCGGCGAGGUGGUCAUCGAUCUGGCGCACCACAUCCUGGACGACGAGGCCGAGUGGUAUCAGCUGCAGCCCCACCAGGACACCUCCUAUCUCUUACGUGACGAGGGCAGCGAUGUGGACGGCCUGAUACUGACACCGACAGAUCAUUUAUCACCGCCGAGCACCAUGUCGCGCCUUAGUGAUUCGGACACCACGUCCGACUGCGACAUCGAUGGAAUGACUCCGGGGGCCAGCAUCUCGUCCAUGGGCAGCUCAGCGAGUCCGCCGCCCCUGCUAGAGCUCGAUCUAAACGAGCGUCGGUCCCGACGUGACAUGUCGCCCCAGGGCCGCAAACGGGUGGCCGGGAUGGUGGCCCGCGACUACCGCACUGUAUCUGGCAUUGGACAAAGUUACCACAAUCAGGCCUCUGCCACCGGCUACUAUCGUCGCGGAGGUGGUAAUGGUGUCGGCUCCGCCAUCGGUCCAGGUGGCAUGAGCCUCAGCCAGCGGAGUCACUCGGCGGCACCCAGCGACGGUUACCACAGCAGCGGAGUAGGAGGAGCGCCCUCCGGCGGACCCGCCUACGGCUAUCGGAGCACCAGUCCCCGACGGGGCUCCUUGUCGCCACCUGACGACCGCUACAUAGACUAUCCAGUGCUUCCAGUACACGGCUCCUCCCCCAACGCCCCAUCGGUCUACCAGGGACCGGGUGGUGCGUCCUCAGCGGCGGCGUCUGCUUCGCAGCAGCAGCGAUUCCAGUCGCGAUCGGCCACAGCCACGCCCACGGGAUCCCCAAAGAAGAGGCAGCUACCACAGGUGCCGCAGACCUCCCGCAGUGCGAUGCUGCGAGAUCGACUGGGUCAGGACUUCGACGAGCGGUUGGCCUCGGGUGGUCGCUUCGGGCGGCACCGCACACGGCAGCCGCACCACCAGGCCACCUACCGCAGCACCGGAAUGGGCGGAUGGGAGCGCCACUACACGGGACUGUCCGACAGCGACCUGCACUCUAUGGACGCGCGGAUGCGACCAAGACACUCGCUGUCGCCGGACAAGGACUUUAUGGGCGAGUUCGGCGACUCGGAUAUGGAGUCGGUGGUCAGCGUGACCUCCAGCGCCUUCUCCACGCAGUCGGAGCGACCGCGCACGUCGCGCGGACUCAGCUUCCCCCGCAACUGGCGCAAUCUCUUUGGCGUCCGCAACAGCUUCCUCGGGGGAGCAGGAGGCGAACCCAUUACCGGACUGCGGCUGCACCACUCGGAGCCCGGAAGGGCCAACACCAUCGAAGUGGAUGACUGCGACUAUCUGCCGGUGGGCGGUGCCCAGCAGUUGGUGUUGCUGGAGCAGCUGGCCGCUCUGGCGGCAGCAGAUUCCCCACCCAUUUCGGCGGGAAUUGGAAUACAGCCACCUCAUCAGGUCUUGGUUACCGAUGCCAAUAGCGGCCAGUUGGUGGAACAAUUCUACGUUGAGCCCGGUACAAUGGCCGAGGAGAUGAUGGAGCCACUCGAUCCCCAUUUACAUCCACAUUCCGUCUUCUACUCGCCAUCGCCCCAUAUGCCACCACAGCCAUUCGACAUUGAUAUCGAUAACAUUUAUCCACCACGACGGUCCAACGGACUGAAACCGAACGUACAAGCCACCGCCACUGCCUAUCCGCUGCCGCUGCUGCCGAGCUUUGAGCAAUUCAAGCGCAUUACCACGCCCAUCACGAAUUUCUUCCGCAGCUCCUCGCCCGCGGGCGUCCACCCCCACGCCCACGACCACACCUCCACGACGCCUAGUUCGCUGGUGGGUUAUGUACGCGACCACCAGGACAAGAGCUGCAGCCACUGCCAGAAUGGAAGUCAGCCGGUGGUGCUGUCGACGCAUCACACCCUUCACUUGACCGCCGCCGGUCUGGCAAUCGGGGCUUGCCAGGAUCCCUGCUGUCUGGCGGAUGCCCAUCCGCACCCACAGCAUCAGCCGAUGGGCUACGGGGAGCCACCCACUUCGGAUCCUGCGAUGUGCGGCGAGUGUGUGGAUCAGCACUUUCUGGGUGGAUUAACGGGACCGCAACUGAAUCUUGGUGUGGUUCCCACUUACCAUGUUCACACGCCCACCCCAAAUGCGCAUCGGCGUGCCAGGGGACAAAUGGCCACUCCUGCACCUCCGCCCACGCAAUCGGUGCUGCGUCUGUCUCGCCAAUUGAGCGAAGAUGCCCUCGUGGCAGCCGUUCCCAUUUCGGAAGCCAAGGCGCAACCAACUUCGAUCCUGAAGAAACCGAAGCUGGAGCGAAGCCGACUCUUUCACGAGGGACAAUCCCGGUCGCUAGACUAUGAUGAUCUGCACACGAAGAGCUGGGGUCGCCGUCGAAUUCGGUACGAGGACGAGGUGAUGCCUUCGUCUGGAGACUAUCCUUAUCCCCAUUCGAAUCCGUAUGCCAGCUACUCACCCACGGCGGCAAUGUCGCGACGCUACGGAUCAGAGACCAAUAUUCGGCAGAGUUAUAUGGGUGCAAAUGUGGAUGCCAAUCAUCCGCUGAGUCACUCGCAUUUCCUGGUAACGGAUGACAAGAUAGUGACCAUUACCUACGACUCGGAUGUGGGCUGGACGCGACGGGGAGUGGCUCCGUCCCUCUUUCGCGGUGCGCACCGACAACGUGGACUGGCGGAUCCCAGGAACCACAUGUCGCUAGAUUUGCAGCGAACCAGUCAACAAAAGCUGUACGGACCGGCGGCACCGUAUUUGAAGCGCCGAAGGAAUUUGCCGCAUCCGCCCAGUGCGCAAAAUGCCCACAACUUUUCACCAAUAGAGCCGGGAUCGGGAAUGGAUGGGCUAAAUGCUGCGGCAGCGGGAAUGGUUGAACAGGGCAACGGAAUGGGUAGCGGUGGUGCACACAACACUACCAGUACACACAAUAGCAACCACCACACCAACCACCACAAUAGCCAAGCGAGUAGUGUUAGUGUUAGCCAAAGUCACAAUCAACAACUUCAACAACAACAACAAUUACAACAACAAUCAGUUAGGCAAAAAGGGAAAGAAGGCACCACCGCCAUUAGCGGAUCGAUGAUGGCAUCGGAGCAGCUGACGAAAUCUAGUAGUGGGAGCGGUGGUGCAACAUCUGCUGCCGCUGCUGGGCAUCUUGUCGUCGGUGGUACUAAUGCUAAUAAUGCUUCUUCUUCCUCUUUUGCAAAUCCCCAACCACCACCACCACAACAACAACAACAACUUCAUGGAUCACCCAACAAUCUCAACAACAAUAACAAACGUGCCCCAUCAUCAACACCACAACAAAACACGAACACCAUAAAUGACGCCAACAACCUGACGCUCGACGCCACACAACAACAAUCACAACAACAACAACAACUACAACAACCACCAAAUACAUGCACAAAUCAAAACACGAAUCCAACAACCACAUUAACAACAACAACCACAACAUCGUCGAAUGCAACGAAUGCGGCGACAACGACAACCGCAAAUGCAACAAAUGCUACAACAACUGCCACAAAUCCAACAACAACAACAACAACAACGAAUAACACGAACGAACCAAACGCAACAACAACAACCACAACAACGAACGCUAAUGCUGACGCGGAUGCUGACGCGGACGCUGAUGCUCCGCUGGACGCCAUCGACUGGGAUGCCAUCGAUGCUAUGCUGGACGACGACUUUAGCGAGUACGACAAGGACAAGAACGGCGCCGAAGAGGCUGGUGGCUCCAAGUCAGCGGAGGGUGCAGGUGCCGAAGAUAAAGUCGAUGGCAGCCUCUCGGACACAGCGAACGAUCGGAAGAAGGGCGGCGGCGUCGAUCAGGAGCGAUCCCCGAAAGGAGGCAGCGGCAUGGGCAAGAAGUCGAACUCCACGUCGCAGCUUUCGGCCACAGGUCGUAAAAGACGUAUGGGCUUUGGAAAGAAGGGUAAGAACUCGUUCACGGUGCACCGCAGCGAAGAAGUGCUGCCCGGCGAUAUAACGCGGGAACUGCGAACCGGUGGCGGAUUGGGCGUCAGUCUCGGCGGUGCCGGUGGUGCCGCCGGUGGGUCAGGUGGCGCCGGCGGGGGCGGCCUGUCCCGCGGCUCGUCCUCGGAGGCGGACGCCAUCGAGCAGUUCUUCGGCGAUGGUGCCGGCGGGGAAAGAUUCUCCCCUUCGUUGCGCAACGAUGGAGCCCUCAAUGAGUUUGUGGAUGGCCUGGGUCCUGGUCAACUGGUUGGUCGCCAGGUGCUGGGAGCUCCUUCGCUGGGCGACAUCCAGCUAUCGCUGUGCCACCAAAAAGGCUGUCUGGAGGUGGAGGUCAUACGGGCCAGGGGCUUACAGCAAAAAGCCCAGUCGAAAAUGCUGCCUGCUCCGUAUGUAAAGGUUUACCUAGUGUCGGGAAAGCGCUGUGUGGACAAGAUGAAGACUUCCUCGGCUCGACGCACCCUGGAUCCACUGUACCAGCAGCAGUUGGUAUUCAAGCAGUCCUACACCGGUUGCAUACUACAGAUUACCGUGUGGGGCGACUAUGGCCGCAUCGAGAAGAAGGUGUUUAUGGGCGUGGCGCAGAUAAUGCUCGACGAUCUGAAUCUGUCGAAUAUCGUGAUCGGCUGGUACAAGCUCUUUGGCACCACCUCACUGGGUCGUCCGAUUGUUUGGGCCGGCGAAUCAGUCAUUAUGGAGGAGCCCGGCGAAUAACAGUUUCCAACACUAUCGACACCCAAACAAACAGCCACCAAAACGAAAACACUUUAAGCACCCAAGCACAAUUCAAUUCAAGCGAACCUUAAACUGAACUGAAUUCAUAACCAUUCGCCAGUGCUGUCAGCCCGGCAGCCAAAUAGCAAAGGACCAAAGGACAUCCUGCAGCGGCGAAUCCCAGAGGAAGACGCCCGAUCCUCAUUCGGCAGGUCGCUGGCCUAAGCUAAGUCCACAUCUGUUGUUUUUCUAUUCUACGGCGGCGAAAGACUUUGGAGGAAUACAAAAUAUAAAACAAAGAGAAAUAUCUAAUUUUUAUAAGUCAUGAAAACAAAUGCAUUUAAAAGAACCGAGAACCGAGAAACGAGAACACAAGAGCAGAGCAGUGCAGUAAAAUGUUUAAAGACGUAACUACGGAAUACAGCUAAAUGAUAAAUGUAAAGGCAGUCUAUAUAUACAUAUACACAUAUAUAACGGAUAACAUUUGACAAACGGAUACUUGUAAAUUAUGCAUAUUUAAAAUAAUUUUUAUUACACACCUAAGAUCACUAUUAUUUUCGUAAUACGAUUACUACGAUUAUUAUUACUUAAACUAUUACUGAUAAAAGCAUAAAAAACCAAAAAAAAAAAAAAACAAAGAACAAGGAGAAGGUGGAUAAAGUUCAAGUGCUAGUGUCAGUCAUGCCUAAGCCUUAGCCUGAGCAGAGACGCAGAAGGAUAUAAAUUGUUUAUUGAAUAAAUAGCUAAAUCUAAAUCAGUAAAGGGAGUUAUAGAUUUUCAGAGACGGGAGUUAUUUAAGUAUAUAUACAUACAUAUAUAAAUCGAUAUAUACAUAAAUAUAUUUACUGUUUAAGCAAGCAAAGAACCACUAACACUUAAAUAAGCCUAACUUACGAUAAAACCGAUAAAGUUAAAGCUUAAGAUUAGGUAACUAAAGAGAAGGGACAUGAGAUAUGUAUUAAUCGAACAAAAAGAACAACAAAUAUUUACCAAGCCAGAAAGACGAGAAAGUUUAACUUAAUAAUGCAAAAUCUGAACCUAAGCUGUACAUAGGAGAUCCACACACGUUACAUAUACACCACAUCCGGAUAUCCGACUACCAACUACCGCUUCCCCGAUUUUAGGCUAUAUAGCUUUUGGUUAACUCUGCGCCACCUUGAAAAACUACGCAGUCACCCCAAAAUGCGUGAGUUUUUGACGUCGGCGAUGAGGCAGAAUACAUAUUUGAGGCAGAAAGUAUCGUUUAAUUUAAGUUAGAGCAAUGGAAGGCUUUUUCUCUAUAUGAAUAAACUAUAUCGCGAUUUUGUUGUAGCUCCACUGGCUUCACUAGUCGCUUUAGCAUCCUUUUGCCGCCUUGGUUCCAAUCAACUUGCCUCGAAAACGCAUCAAGUACCUUCAAGUUAAUAGUGUGAGCUGUAAAAAUCGUUACCUGCUUGCCAAAAAGACACACGUACACGUACAUACAUUAGCGUAUUUAUAUUUAUGGAAAAUGGAAAAGUGUAACGGAAUACCAAAAAUAGUUUGCAAUUUACUGCGAGUUCAUUUCAGAUAUUUUUUGUCAUUCUUUUGGGCAACAUUUUGCAAUGCAUUCCUUGGGAGAAGCAAACAUAUCACUGGCCUGCAGACAGAUGAUGGAUGGGAGCAGUUAACUUUUAUAAAUACAAAUUAGGUCAUAGGUCAGAGUGCAGAGGGAUAACUAUGGAUGAUUAUGAGACACCUAGCUAUUGUUCCUAUCCAGUUGUUUAGUGCACGUUUUUUUGCUUUCACUCAUGGCUACAGAUAUUGAGUUGAACCUUUCCGUCCAUUCAUUCAGAUACACACAGCUAGCUAUACAUAGACACAGUUGCAACUACAGAUACAGAUACAGAUACCGACACAGAUACAGAUACAGAUUGAGGUAAAGUUAAAUAAUAUAUUGACAUGUGCAUAUCCAUCCAAGCAGCAGCUUCCUAUAUCAGAACUAAACAACUUAGAGAUACGUAAUGAAAUGCCGAAACACAGGGACAAUGCAUUCAAAAUGUUGCUGCAAAAAAAUCACAAAAAAGUCGCGCAUCGAGCAUUUGGGAGAUGAUGAGGAGGAUAACGCGCUUUAGAUAUUUGAGAAAAGUAAAAAACUACCAGCGAGGUUUCCAGCAACUAAUUAUACGAUAUAUAAGUCAGAGGAACAUACAUUCAGAUACAUACAUACAUUAUAGAUAAUCAGAUUUGUAAACUCCGCUCUUCACGAACCCCAUACGAACUUUUCUAUGAUAAAACUCUCUCUAUCUCUAGACCUUUAUAUUGUUUCCAAUGCUCUCCUUCAGCAAAACAUUAAAGUUGCUUUGACUACUCAGCAAUCCAGCAAAAGGACGAACAGAAAAACUUCGGCCAGGUCGACGUUUUAAUGCCCUUUCCGAAAUCAAUUGGUUUAAAACAGAUACAAAUUGCUGAAGAAAAGUGCUAUAAGAAUAUUUCGUAGUGGGCAUUCCAACCGUACAGUCAUACCACAAAUUCUUAUUAGGAUUCCUAUAGAAUUCGUUACAUUUAAGUCACAACAAAGACAAAAGCAUAUAGAAAAUGUUAAUGAAGCAAAUGAUAUAUUAUGGCUAGUUAUUUCAAAGGCAACCAAUACAAAAACAAAAUGCUAUUUACUAAGUUCAUUUCGAGUGACAGGCGACGUUAAUACACGAUACACAAGAUCAACAACACGAGAAUAUAUCAUUUAUUGCAAAUGUUGAACAAAAUUGAUUAAAAAGGCAAAGGACUGCGCUCUCGUUGGGCGCCCCGAACACCUUAUAUUGUAUUUUAAUAUCUCGACAACAAUCGAAGGUCGAGAAACGACAAUAAACUGUGAAAUGAAUAUGUAAAAACAAAAAAAAAAACAGAAAACCAAAAAAACACAAAAACUAAAA
Drosophila sechellia is the source of this 12747-nucleotide messenger RNA. It is a transcript of the gene Rim, whose product is annotated as Rab3 interacting molecule. Gene Ontology annotation, molecular function: small GTPase binding; transmembrane transporter binding. The coding region runs from base 1496 to 9856 and encodes 2786 amino acids. Gene Ontology annotation, cellular component: cytoskeleton of presynaptic active zone; presynaptic membrane. The record is from RefSeq and is a predicted model, not a curated record. NCBI's taxonomy places the organism in Eukaryota, Metazoa, Arthropoda, Insecta, Diptera, Drosophilidae. Gene Ontology annotation, biological process: regulation of membrane potential; intracellular protein transport; regulation of synaptic plasticity. The transcript has 25 exons.